Molecule: messenger RNA, 5379 nt
Organism: Stomoxys calcitrans (stable fly)
Lineage: Eukaryota; Metazoa; Arthropoda; Insecta; Diptera; Muscidae
Gene: Tango1
Product: transport and Golgi organization protein 1
Exons: 10
Coding region: 149-4831 (1560 amino acids)
Biological process (GO): vesicle cargo loading; endoplasmic reticulum to Golgi vesicle-mediated transport; protein secretion
Cellular component (GO): endoplasmic reticulum exit site; endoplasmic reticulum membrane
Source: RefSeq, a predicted model, not a curated record
GAUCCCUAUUUCAUAUGUGUGAUGUGGCGAACGAAAAUUAACCGAGACAAUAAGUGAUUGUUUUUCCAAAAACUCGAGAAAAAUUCACAAAAAUACUUAAUCUGGAGAUUGUCUAAGCGAAACGAUAAACGAAAGAACGCAAUGCAAAAUGUGGAAAACCAGCAGCAAUGCAGCAACAACGAAUGUAUUCACACAAAUAGCAGUGACGUUAGCCUUUACAGUACUUCUGUGGGGCACGGCACACGGACUUUCAGACAAACGCCUGUGUGCAGAUGAGAAAUGCAAGACUAUAAUAUCUGUGGGUAAGGGCAAGAUCAGCUACAGAGCUGGCGAUGAGGGAAUGGUGUCGUUUAAAAUCAAUGCCCCUAUACGUAUUAAGUCAAAGAGUGCUGGCACAGACCUAUCAUUAUGGGGUGUAGAAGUCAAUGGUCGAGAAGGAUUUGCCCCAAAGCAAUUCAUAAUGGAGGAGAGAGUACAUGUCAAGGAAAAAGAUUUGAAAUUCAUAGUGGAUGUUGUAAAUCCUGGAAGUGCACCUGCUGCGGUGGAGCCGCACAUUUUAAAUUCAUCUGAGGUGACAGUUGAGGCCACUACUACGAAACCUUUGGAAGAUGUAAAUGCCAAUCUCAAGGUGGAGUCUAUAAACAGUAAUCCAGUUGAAGGUGCCAGCAUCAUGCAGCCGGAGGUGGCAACGCCUGUUCAGCAAGAAGCCUUCGUUGUGGAGGGCACCAAGCUGCCAACACUUAACGAUGUAGUGUUUGGUGAGGCCACUUCAGAAAGCCCCAACCAAGAUAACAUCAGAACUAUGUCAAUGAAGACUGAUGAUAGUGACGAUGAUGAUAGUGGUGAAGAUCAAUUGGGAGAUUAUGACGACGACGAAGAAGAUGAGAACAGUGAGGAAAUCGUCAAUAGCACCGAAAAGCAAGAAAUAAAUGCGUUUUCUACAAAACAAGAAGAAAAAGAGAAGAUUGUUGUAUAUAGUGUAGAAGAAUCUUCUGAGGCAACAAAAAAUGAAGCAGAGGUAAAGGCACAAGAGACAGAAAAUCAAACUACCAACAGUCCCUCGAUUCUGGACAUGGUUGCAGAUGCAACAACAACAAUAUCGCCUUUCGAUAUGGAUAAAGGAUUGCCGCCAAUUGAGAAUUCAGAGGAAACUGUGGAUCUUACAACAGAAUCUACCGCGACUACUCACUCAACAAAUGAACCCAGCAAACUCAAUGAAAACAAUUCUUCCGAGAAUUCAAUCAGUGAGGGAGAACAACCACAGACGCAACAAGAGCAGCAACAACAAGUUCCUAUAGAUGACAACAAAGUAAAUUCAGUCUAUGAAAUUACUUUGAAUACAACCCAAGAAGCCUUAACUACUGCCAACCAAGGAGAGGAUGAGCUCAAAAACAUAUCGACUGACCAAAGUCUUCCGGAGACUCGGAAAAAUCAGGAUGUGAUUGGACAUUCAAAUGUUAGUAUUGAAUCUGCAAUUGACCAGCAUAAUAAGGAAACAAUUGUAAGUGAUAGUAUAGAAUCUAUAGUGGACAAUAUCUUAGAAAAUAAAAGCUCGGCAGAAUCAGAAUUGCAAACUGAUGACAAAGACUCAUUACAUAUUCCUAAAACGGGAGACUCGCUAACCAGCACAGAAUCACCAAGUUAUCAGUAUUCCAUUACACCACAGCAAACGGAAGGGGUUAAAAGUGAGAAAACUGAAGACUCCCAAACCAACACAGAAUCACCCAGUUAUCAGUAUUCCAUUACACCACAGCAAACGGAAGAGGUUAAAAGUGAGACACCUGUACAAACUACAGUGGUGCAGACUGAGUUACAUACGACAGAAAAUCCUAAAAUAAGCAUGCCACCAGCUGAUCCCUAUGCCCCAAUUUCCCCUGAGUACAUGGCUUCAACACCUACCCCUUAUGACCCAUACGACUAUGUGCAAUCAUCAAAUACCCCAUUACCACCGCAAUAUGUAAAUAGUCCCACUGAGUCAUCACAUACUGACGACAUACCUAUACAAUUUGAUUAUUAUGGUCAGCAGCCUACGGGAUAUAUGCCACCGUCGGAAAAGGAACCAGAAGCCAAAGCACCAUAUAUUGAUACAUCAAGUUUGCCUAUGGAAUAUAUGCCACCAGAAGCCAAAGCACCAUAUAUGGAUACUACAGGUUUGCCUAUGGCAUAUAUGCCGCCGCAACAACAACCUGAAGCUAGACCGUCGUAUGUGGAAACUACAGAUAAGCCUGUGGAAUAUAUGCCCAUGCAACAGCAACCGAAUGCUGAUGGAGGAUUCAUGGGAAAUAACCUUCCGGAAGUAACAACGACAAGCCCAUUAGAGCAAAUGCCAGAAAAGAGACAAGAAUCCGUUGGUCAGGGCAGUGCUGAGCUUUUACAACCGUUGGCUACCCCAGAACAACCCAGAAUUAAUGAGGAGGAACCCAAGCCAUUGCCCUCCUUAACACCAACUACCGAAGAAAUUGAAAAGAAAGACAACAAAGGACUUUUUGCCACAAUAAUCGAUACGGUUAACAACAUAUUGCCCAAUAGCAAGAAAUCAAAAUAUGCCUAUGAGGAAACCGAGGACAAUGUGCUGAAUAGACUUUUGUACCCAGAAGUGGGCGGUGGCCAGCAUCACAUGACAGAAGAGCAAAUUCAAUUUUGCGAAAAACUGGGACCCAACGAAUGUCCUCAUGCGGCCACGAUGAAUCAUCCAAAACACCUCAAUGAAGAAUGCAAUUGCUCCUUGAAAUCUUUAAUCACCAAUGAGUUUACCCUGGAAACUUUUGCCCAAGCAUUGGCUUCUAAGGUUUUGGAAAUCAGUGAUUUGUUGGCAUUUUUGGCCAUUGUGGCGGCAGCCACAUUAUUCUUUGUUUUUGGAUAUUACUGCUUCUGCAAUAGCAGCGGCGAAGGGGCUCUACUCUCCAAACUCAAUCAACUAGAAAGUAGUCUACUGGCUACCCAUAAGGAAAAUGCCAUACUCAAGCACAAUUUAAUGUCUACCAGACAGAAGUUAGCCAGUAUUGAAGACAAUUCCUUUGGUUCCAAUGAUAUGGUGGUGUCACUUAAAAAAGAGCUGGAAGAGGAAUUGGUGGAAAAGGCUGGUCUGCAGGAGCAAAUAACCACAUUACAAAAAGAACUGGAAAAUGCAGCCGAUGCUGGCAUAGAAUUAAAUAAAAUUGUCUCGGAAUUGUUGAGUAAUCAAACGGGAGAUGAGAGCAUUAUAAGCAGCGUUGAAGAAUUGCAGAAACAAUUGAACGAGCAGCAAAAUACCAUUCUGGAAAUAAAUGCCAGUCUGGCAGAGAAGAGCCGCGAAAAUAGUGAGCUGCAACUAUUAAUAGCCGAGCAAAAUGCCCGCUAUGAGUCAGAAAUCUCUAAUCUGCAACGUGAUAAUGACGAACUAGAAGCUGAAAAGGGCAACCUGCUAACACGCAUGGAGGAAAUCAAAACAGACUUUGACAAAGACAUAACAGCUGCUUUGGAGGGCAAGAAUUUUGAAAUCAAAAGACUACAAAAUGAAAUUGUAGACUUCAGCUCUAAAGUGGAGGCGGAGCAUACCAAAUGGCAGACCAGUAUGGCCAAAGUGGAAGCCUUGGAGGAGUGUUUGAAAAAUGUGAAAAAGGAUCCCAAUGUAAACAUAACCCAAGUUAUAGAUGCCGCAAAUGUUAGAGCUGAACUAUUGGAUGCUCAAAAGAAAUACAGCUCACUGAAGGAGCGUUUGGAAUUGGAAUUGGAUGCCAGAAAAAUAUCCGAAAAUCAACUUAAUCUUGUAAGCGCCGAGGUGGAAAAGCUAAAACAAGACUUCAAUCAAUCGGAGAAGGAUAAACUGGAAGCUCAAACUAGAUUAGAAGUAUUGUCCAAUUACUUCAAGGACAAAGAGACACAAUUACAAAAGGAAUUAAGCUUAAAGGAGACAAUGUGGCUGCAACAACAAGGAGAGACUUCUACCACUGUGGAACGUUUAACUGCUAUGAAGGAGGAAAUACAAUCAUUGAAAUCUCAAAAUGAUGCCUUGCGUGCUGAGAUAGAGGCGCAAGUGGCGGCGCACAAGGCCCAAACAGGCACUUUGGAGAAUCGUGCCCAUGAAACUUGGUUGGCGGCUCGUCAAUCCGACAGACGCUAUGAAGAAGCCAGAGCAGAAGCCACAGCAUUGCGCCGAAGACUGACAGCUUUGGCUGGUGGCAAUGUCAACGAAGCCAAACCUUCAGCAGGUCCUGGAAGUCUGGGCGAGGAUUUGGCAAAUGCUCCCUCCCCCAUACAUAUGGAGUCGCCGGGGUCCCCUAUGUUGGGUCGUUUACCUCCACCGCCAUUCCUGCCACCUCCCUUUAUGGGACCACCUCCGCCAUUUAUGGGUAUGCCACCACCACCUCCGUUUGUGCCAGCCGGUGAGAUGCGACCUGCACCUUUGGGUCGCAUUAUGUCUCCUAUUCCACCGCAACGUUCUAAUCUAAUGGAUUACGAUGACUACAUGGAUUAUGAGGGUAACAAUUCGUGGCAUCGUCAUCACACAUAUUCACCACCACCACGAACAUAUCGCUCACUCUCGCCCACUGAUAGUCGCUACAAUUAUGGCACAGAACGUGAUCUUAUGUCCACCUAUGACACGGAAACAGACUUUAGUCCUCCUCCAAGCCCCAGAGAGACGAGGCGGCGAGGAGGCUAUGACAGUGACAAAGGUGGACAAAGUAGAAAUCCUUACAACAACUCAAAGAAAUCAUCCUCAGGUCAAAAGGGUAACAUAAGUUCUGGCUCUGACAAAUCCUACAAUUCUUCUUCAAAACGAGGUGGUGGUGGCGGCGGCGGCGGUGGCGGUAAAUCUAAAUCUGGUGGCGGUGGCAAAUCUUUGGUUUGAUUUGUCCCUUAAAUCCUUCUUCCUUCCUUCCGCAUUAGAGGAAAUAAAGCCCCACAAAACAUUUCCGUUGCAAAUGCAUUAAGCCUAAGAGAGCGAGUCUGAGAAUGAAUUGAAUGUCUGUGUAACACGAAUGCAAGUAGUCCAUUCAUAUACCGUCGUCGUCUGCCGUCGUCGUCAUCGUUCUUUGUUAAAUGUGUAGUUAAAUUUAUAAUUUUUUUUUUGUAAUUUACUCACCAUACAAAUGAGAUACAUCAUUCUAAACUUAAUGAUACUUAUUAAGCUAAAACACUAACAACAACAACAACAAGAAAAACAAGCCAAAUCAUAAAAUCGAAUUUUAAGUGAAUUCAAUUUUGAAAGAGAAACAAGAAGAAAAAAAAAAAUAGAAAAAUCAACUACAACCACAAAACAAACACAAAACUUGAUAAACCACUUUUUUUAUUUGCAAUCAUCAUCAUCAUCCUACAUCACUGAACACCAAUCAAUUAUCGCAUACCAAAACAUACAUGAAAUAUCAUAUGCGAAAUAUGUCUUCAAACAACUUUAAA